Messenger RNA from Paramecium pentaurelia, 1011 nucleotides. NCBI's taxonomy places the organism in Eukaryota, Ciliophora, Oligohymenophorea, Peniculida, Parameciidae. The record is from the annotation of a GenBank genome assembly.
AAUGACCACACCAGAAUCAUUAAACCCAGCUCCUCUUACUGGUCUUGGAGAUUAUUCUUACAAAAAGGUAUUGGAAGACGACUAUUCAACUGGAAAGUUGAAUCUUAAAUUUAAGGGAAAUACUAAGUCUUCUGGUAUAGCAAAUUACAAAGGAUGGUUGGAUAUGAGCAAAUAAUAAUCUUAGUAAGAGACUAAGUUCCAAUUCCCAUAUAAGAAGUAUGAAUUCAUAAAAUUAUCAAAGCUAUUUCUUAUAAAUUGCCACAAGAGAAGAUGGAGCAAAAGUCCAUAUUGACUUUGGAGAAGUAGCCAAAUUAGGAAAUAAUGGAAGUGUUAAUCUAUUUGCCAAUGCCAAAUUGGGCAGCUCUCACUUAAGUUAAGCAGUAAUUAGAUUUGGUGGUGUGACCUAAUGGAGAUCAAUUACUCAUCAUUUACGUAAAUAUUAAUAAAAAUACAAUUAGGUUUCGAAUACAAUCCAGCAAAUGCUGUGAGUACAUUAAGUAGAGCAUUCUGGAAAAAUAAAGAUUGGGUAGUUGUUGCAGCUGAAGAUUUUCAAGUCACAAAUGGAUUUGGAGUGAAAAGACUUGAUUUGAUUGUUGGAUAUCUUUCAUAAAAUUAUGAUAUUUUCUUCAGACACUUGACUGAGGCACCAAAUAAAAAAAAAGAAUUUUCACAAUUAAAAAAUGGAAGACUUAUUUUGGAUUUUGUUUACAGAAAGAAUAAAUACACUUUUGGAUUAGAGACAGAGUAUAACUUAGCAAAAUCUUAAUUGAAUGCUUUGGUUGGAGCUUCCACAAAGAUUGAAAAAGUUGAUGUCAAAGCAAGAAUCAAUGUGACAUAAUAGAGACUUGGCUUAAGUGGAAAAGGUAAAUUAAAUGAUAGGUAUAAGAUUAUUGUUUAUAUAUAGAUUCAAUUGGGCCCUAUCAACUGAAUUACCACUUGAUGGAUCAUUACCAAAUAAAUAAGGUUUCCUCCCACUUCCAAUUGGGUUCACAUUGGAUACAUCAUUAUGAU